Messenger RNA from Scophthalmus maximus (turbot), 1535 nucleotides. RefSeq names its product serine/threonine-protein kinase pim-1-like. The transcript has 8 exons. Gene Ontology annotation, molecular function: protein serine/threonine kinase activity; ATP binding. Bases 166 to 1269 code for a protein of 367 amino acids. Gene Ontology annotation, cellular component: cytoplasm. The record is from RefSeq and is a predicted model, not a curated record. Gene Ontology annotation, biological process: regulation of mitotic cell cycle; negative regulation of apoptotic process; protein autophosphorylation. NCBI's taxonomy places the organism in Eukaryota, Metazoa, Chordata, Actinopteri, Pleuronectiformes, Scophthalmidae.
AACUACUCAUCGUUCACACUCUGUAAUCAAAGCACGGAAUGCCUCAACAGCGAACCAAGGAGGUCACUCGGACAUACAGUGUUGGAGAAGAAGACGUACAAGUGUUGGAUAGUUAUCCACAAAUUACUGUGAAGUUUUGUGGUUGAAAAUUUUCAACGCGUCAGAAUGGUUCGAGCGUCUCCUUGGAAGCGUGGUCCUUGCCACCAUGCUGUCCUCAGGAGAGGUCGAGGUCGCAAUUGCAGCAUGAAAGCACAGAGUGCGUCGACUGCAAAGGGUGGCAGGACCAAAAGAAAGGCCAGUGCUGAAAAGAAAACCCAGGGAAAACGGACAAGGGUCUUUGAGGUCGCUGAACCCUCUGAGGAGGACGACCGGAUUAAAGGAGGGAAGAGGAAAGCAAGAGAAGAUGGAGAGGGACGACCAAAAAAGAACAUCUGGGAGGCCUCGGGAGACGUCAAAAGUGAUGCUUUUGAGGCCAAAUACCAGCAGCUGACUCAGCUUGGUAGAGGAGGCUGUGGAUCGGUGUUUGCCGGCUACCGCAAAGAAGAUAAUUUACAAGUGGCAAUCAAACACAUAGCCCAAGAUUACCUCCUCUGCAAAUCAGUCUGCCUGAAUGGGAAGAAGCUCCCCGCAGAGGUGGCCAUUAUGCUGAAACUGGCUGCUGGAACGGAUGGCUCCUUGGGAACGUCGGCACCUGUGUCCUUACUGGACUGGUACGACCGGGGCCACGAGUUGAUACUGGUGCUGGAGCGCCCCGUCCCCGCCGUGGACCUCUUCACGUACAUACAGGACAACCGAGGCUCUUUACUGGAGGAGGAGGCCAAGACCCUUCUGAGACAGCUGGUUGACGGGGCAAAACUACUCGAGGAUAGGCAAAUCUUUCACCGGGACAUCAAAACCAAAAACAUCCUGAUAGAGAAAGGCUCAGGUGUUCCGCGCGUUCGCCUCAUUGAUUUUGGACUGAGCUGCAUUGCCAAAAAAGGCUCAUUUUACAGCGUAUUCUAUGGCACAGAUGAUUACACCCCUCCAGAGUGGUACAGCGGUUUCACCUACAGGGCCGGUCCAUCCACCGUGUGGCAGCUCGGGGCGGUCCUCUUUGAAAUGCUCCAUGGGAAUUCAAAAUUCGAGACCAAAAAGUUCCUCAAAAAAGAGCUGAGAAUCAACUGCGGACUGUCCAAAGACUGCAAGGAUUUCCUACAGGUGUGUUUGGAGAUGGCUCCCAAGCUGCGCCCCACCCUGACAGAGCUCGGGCUUCACCCGUGGCUCAGAUGAACGUCGCACGUCGUAACCACGAACCAUGAGCACUUACGCCCUUUUCGGUUUCUCCUCCAAUUAUGAUUCUCAAGUACAACUUUCAUUCUCGUAAUGUUACGGCUCUCUUCUCAAUCAGGAUUCUUGUAACGCUCCACUUUCUUCUAGUAAUAUUAUGUCUUUUGCCUUGAAAUACCAUGACUUUGUUCUUGUUUUAUUACGCCUUUAUUUUUUAAAUGUCAAAGUUUUUUUCCCCCCUCUUCUACAUGGCCAUACUACAAUUGUUU